ACUAUAUUUCACCUUGGAGCUAGAGAUUGGCCGGUUUUCUUCCUCCUUUCUUCAUCACCAUCCUUGCAAGUCACCCCUUUCCGUCCGUCUGCCAUAUAUACCUCCACGCCUCCCACUCCCGCUUCUCAUCCUCAUUCCUAGCUCUGUAUCAGCAUCCAUAGUCCACCUCCAACCUCUCUAAUCUCUUUCUCUGUCUGCUCGACAAAGUUAAUGGGAGAGCACGCCUACAGCCACAGCAGCAUGAGCCCAUCCACGCCGGCGGCGCAGCAAAAGGGGUCCUCAGGCCACCAUGCGACGGUACCUUCCAGGACCACUGCCACGCGGCCCGCGAUAAAGAUCAUCCACAUCGUCGCACCGGAGAUCAUCAAGACCGACGCCGCUAGCUUCCGGGACCUCGUGCAGAGGCUCACCGGGAGGCAGCACAAGCAGCCGCCCACUGCAGUGGAGGACAACAACAGCAAGGCGAUGACGGUGUGCGUGGCGCCGACGCCGUCAUCUCCAGUAGAAGAGAAGCCACAGAAGAAGAGGUUGCCCGCCACGGGGGUGCUAGCCGAGGAUUUCGUGGUGCAGGAGGAGAACAGGAGGAGGAAGAAGAUCAAGUGCGAGGUGGUGAAGGUGGAGGAAGGAGAGUUCGGCUUCGGUAGAGACCUUGACUUCGGCGACCUGUGGAUGGAGAUGGACCUCAACCCUGGGGGUUUCUUGGGCUUCUUGGAGGAUGAAGUCUUCCAGGGAACGAUGGCCCCUGAAUUCCUGCAGCCUCCUCCUGGUCUGGGGUCGUCCAGGAUGGAUUUGAUUGGUGAAAUGUGCGCUCCCUAUCUGGCUUAAUUAGGUAGUUAGAGCUGUUUUGUGAUCGUUUUGUUUUUGUUGUUGUGAGGAUUUUUUGCACUUUGGUUGGGAGAAUUGGAUUCUUUUUUCUCUUCCCUCUGUCUAGAUGAACAUAGUUGUAGUGGGGGUGUGCAAGCUCUUGCACCCAUGGCAGCAAGUAGUGAUUAUCUAAGGUACACUGGUGGAAUGAUCAUGGAACGAAUGGCCCCUUUGGGUAACUACAUAUGUUUUGAUCUCAAAAUGUGAAUAAUUGUUCUUAGUUUUUGUUC
Lolium rigidum is the source of this 1094-nucleotide messenger RNA. RefSeq lists its product as uncharacterized. The transcript has a single exon. The record is from RefSeq and is a predicted model, not a curated record. Gene Ontology annotation, cellular component: nucleus. Bases 211 to 825 code for a protein of 204 amino acids. NCBI's taxonomy places the organism in Eukaryota, Viridiplantae, Streptophyta, Magnoliopsida, Poales, Poaceae.